This is a messenger RNA of Juglans microcarpa x Juglans regia, 1472 nucleotides long. RefSeq names its product SEC12-like protein 2. The coding region runs from base 164 to 1375 and encodes 403 amino acids. Gene Ontology annotation, cellular component: endoplasmic reticulum membrane. The record is from RefSeq and is a predicted model, not a curated record. The transcript is spliced from 10 exons. NCBI's taxonomy places the organism in Eukaryota, Viridiplantae, Streptophyta, Magnoliopsida, Fagales, Juglandaceae. Gene Ontology annotation, biological process: protein secretion. Gene Ontology annotation, molecular function: GTPase activator activity; guanyl-nucleotide exchange factor activity; protein binding.
UUUCCGAUUGUGUUAUUUAGCUUUGUCAUCGCGAAGGAAAUGUCUGAAGAGAGUAUCGGAUUCGUAAAGGUGUAAAGCAAGGUGGCUAUUCCAAGAGCUUAUCAAUUCCUUGACUUCUUCUGCUGGAGAAGCAAAGAUCUAAGUGGCACUCCGAUCAAAGAAAAUGGGGAGGAGCAAGGGCCUGGACACUCCCAACUUCCAGAAAUACGGCGUCCCAUUCUAUUCGGCCGCUUGGGUUCCGUUUAAGAGCAUCAAAUUCGAGCACGAAUCCCCAGGCCAGGAGGAAGACCGCAACCAAUCCAGCGAUCAAAUUUCCAGAGGCGACGGAUCUUCUCUGGCUCCGGAGUCCUCCGCCGAUUAUAACUACAUCGUGUUCGCCGGUGGCGGCGGCGAGGGUCGGAGUGGAAUCCCGAACGCCGUUGUUCUUGCCCGAUUCGACUACACAUCUAACGUUCUCUCCGAUCAGCCUGUGGCUAAGCUUGGAACUGGCUCUGAUUUGCCUUAUAGAAUGGGGGUUCAUCCUGGUCGAGAUGGCCUCAUUUGUUCAAUGCCUAAGAGUUGCAGAUGGUUCAAAUGGGAAGUAGAAAAGAGUGAGGAAGUUCAUAAAUUGGGUUUGAAGCUGUCUGAUAAAGUGCUCACCCAGUUGGAAGAUGUUGGACAGCAAUUAGCAUUAGCGUUUAACAAGGAGGGUUCUGCGCUUGCUGCUGGUGGCGAGGAUGGAAAUUUGAGGGUCUUCAAGUGGCCUAGCAUGGAAAUUACUCUCAAUGAGGUUGGCGCUCAUACCACUUUGAAGAACUUAGACUUCAGCCCUGAUGGGAAAUAUCUUGUCUCCUUAGGAAAUAGCGGCCCUGCUAGGGUUUGGGAUGUGACAUCCUCAACAGUCAUAGCUUCACUUCCAAAGGAAAAUGAUGAGGUUUUUAGCUCAUGUAAAUUUUCUGAGAGUACUGAUAAGAAUCAGCUCCUAUAUAUUGCUGCAGUGACAGGUAAAGGUGGGAGCAUCGUGACUUGGAAUCCAACCACGUGGAAGAGGAUGGGAUCCAAGCCUGUUGCUCGGGACACAAUUUCUGCCUUUAAUGUUUCACCAGAUGGAAAGUUCCUUGCCUGCGGGACGACUCAAGGAGACAUUUUGAUUUUAAAUUCAACCAGCAUGCGGGUUCAGACAAUGGUUAGGAAAGCUCACCUUGGCUUUGUAACUGCCCUGGCAUUCUCUCAUGACUCAAGGGCUUUGGCUUCUGUAUCCCUGGACUCAAGUGCGAGGGUGACACUUAUUGAGGAGAGGAAGAAAACGGGUGGAUUGAGCUUGUGGGUCAUUGUGUUCGUCAUUUUACUCGCCGUUGCUGUAUAUUUUAUGAAGAAUGAGGGAAUCCUUAGCUAGAAGUGCUGUUUUAUUCUGUUUGAAUGAGAAAUUUGUACCAGAACUCCAAAAUUGUACCGAUUGUCAAUAAGCAGUUUUGGCCCUUGUUUGAAAUUCA